UCGCAAACCCCAACAACGACCACGACGAGGUGGCUUAACUGGUAUUAUUUUGACCGGCGAGGAGGCGCGUGGGUUCAGAGAGAUUAAGUUAAACGGAGCCGAGGACGAUGCUGUCGUAUAUUCAAACUAAAACCCAUAAUUUGUUUCUUCUAUAACCCUGCAAACUGCAAACGACUGUCGUACAACGCAGCUAAACAUUUAGGGACAUCAAAGAAGAUGCUGGUGAUGGCAAUAUACUGAUAGCGAAGUGAAGCCCAUUUGAGAUUUCAUUGGAUUUCGUGAAGAGAAAUGUCGAAGUUUUUUCAGAGGGUUGCUGGGUUCUUCACCAACAGGACUAUGGUGGGAAUGGACAAAGCUGGCAACCGUUACUUCGCCAAAAAAGAUGAGGUUGAUGGCAUCAUGAAAGAGAAAAGAUGGGUGGUAUUCAAGAGGGAGGAGGACCCAACCUCUAUUCCAGUUGAGUGGAUAUGUUGGCUCAACGGGCAGCGGAAAAGGGCUCCAACACCGGAGGAACUGAUGGAUUUGGAAGCAAGACGUGAACGUGUCCGGCAGAAUGUUGCUCUUCUAAAGAAAGAAGAAGAGGAAAGGAAAGCAAGAGAAGGCAGUGCACGUAAAGUCAUCAACACUGAUAAAGUUGGAGGUCCAGAUUUGAAAAGUUUCAUUCGGCAAUUUGGUGAUCCUUCUGAAGGUGAUGAAAAUCAGGAAGAAUCUGUUUCGAUGGAAGGAGUGAGGAACUCCAAAGAGAAAGAAGCUAAGAAAGCAAAACAAGAUCCUGAGUCUACAGAGCCAACAGGAUCUGGUCAAACAUUCAGGCCAGGAACAUGGCAGCCACCAACAUGAAGUCACCCCUUGUGUUUAAGCAUAAAACAUUGAUGUGUUCUGCCAAUGCCGACGGCCAUGGCCCAUAGCUGAGUUGUGAGUGAAACUGUAAGGUUUUAGGGAGGGCUUUUUUGGCGGCACCAUGCAAUACAUUUAUACUUUGUUUUCCCUUUCGGGCCAGAAAAAUGAAAAACCCAGACAAAAUACAUCCUUGACCACGCAUUGAUUGAGUUUUGUUGCCCCUUUAACUUUCAAAAGUGUAUACAAAGUUGUACGCCCAAUUUAUUAUAUUGAUGUACAUGAAGUUCCUUUUCUUUUUCUAUGCUCUAGGUGAAGGUGUCUAGGAUAAUGCCUUUUUCUCUUAAUGAUCUGGCAAAAGUAAUCAUUUGCUUAUUGACAAUA
This is a messenger RNA of Prunus mume (Japanese apricot), 1221 nucleotides long. RefSeq names its product NADH:ubiquinone oxidoreductase, 17.2kDa subunit. The record is from RefSeq and is a predicted model, not a curated record. Gene Ontology annotation, biological process: response to oxidative stress. Lineage: Eukaryota; Viridiplantae; Streptophyta; Magnoliopsida; Rosales; Rosaceae. Gene Ontology annotation, cellular component: respiratory chain complex I; membrane.